AUGGUCCUAGUAGAGUGUGAAAACCUUGACUUCCGCUUCAAGAAAGCUGAAAACCUAUGCAAUAAGAUACGAGGUAUCCGUUUGCCAAGAAAAAUCUUCCGCAGAUUCAAAGAAAGCAUCCUUUUAACAUUCGUAGGUCCCCAGAGAACCCCACAGUUAUCGUUGCUUCUUCGCCCUGCGGCAAUUGUUCAUAUUGAGGAGGGCGAGCGUUCGGAUGACGAUAUGCUCUCCUCGCUCUUCCUCCUGCUCUACGCGAUUCGACAAUGGUCCGUUCACGGGUUGCCGUCUGAAAUCAGUCCAACAGUCGCCUACCUCCUCGACAGAGGGUGAGAAAUUAACUGGCUUGAGAAAAACAAGGAGAAGUUUUGAGACCACUGUCAUAGCUCAUUCCGUCCGAGCCUUUAUUCCUCGAAAACUAAGCAGGUUGAGAGUUCCUUGAUCUUUUUAUAGUAUAUCAAUGAGAGCUUUGGUAGUGUUUUCUAAAUAAUCCAGAAGAAGGCGAAUUUAUGAUAAUCUCAUUUGGAAAAAGUUCAAAAAAACUUGACCUGCUGAAAAAUAAAAAAAAACCAAUAAACCGAGUUUAUCCUAUUCAAUAACGUUGCUCCCCUUUUCUGACUGUUCUGGUAAAUCUUCAAAUUAAGAUGCGCCAACGACACCGAAAUCAUCGAUCAUUUGCUUUUCGAAAACAUGCUCCACUAUAACAAACACAAACUCCCAUCUCCCCAAGUGGACGUCAGAAUCGAAAUGUGGGUCCAAGAAGUCACUUCUGUGUCCGAACUCACGCAGGACUUCGAAAUCGGUUGGUUGUACGAAAAGCAAAUUUAAUGAAGGAUCUUUCGAUUUUUAGAUUUGUAUAUGAACGAAUAUUGGACGGAUCCAGGCUUAGCUUAUGACAUUUUGAAUCCUUGUCAGGUUACUUGCAUUUAAAAUUUGUCCAGAAAACUGAAUUUUACAGGGGAACUUGUCCUUUGACUGGGCCGUAAUGCAAACCAUUUGGACGCCGAAUACGUGCUUCAUAAACUCCAAAAGAGCACAGCUUCACAGUUCACCUUUCACCAAUGUUUUUCUUAUGGUUUUUCCCAACGGUUAGUUGCUUUCUGAAAUAUUUUCUAUUACCAUCCAUACUUUUUGAUUGAUUUUUGCCAAGCGCGCAGACUUUCUUGCAUCAUUUCACGUUUUGACCAAAUUUUGUCUUGGAAAAAAAAAGUUACCUCCUGGCGGAUAACCUACUUUGUCAAGAAAUUCCCUGCGUUAAGGGAUAAAAUUUGUGCGCUUUUCAAUCCAGGCAAAACUCAAACGUUUGCUUUGAAACGAAACCUCGCCUUGCUCAGGUUCACGAGGAAGUAGUAACCAAAUACUUCUUUUUGGAAUUUUUUUUGAAUAAGAGAUGUUGAAUUUCCUCUUUCAGGGUCAGUUUGGUCCAAUUGGCGGAUUAAAAGCACGGGACCUUGUGUCAUGGACCUCACCAAGUUUCCUAUGGAUAGUAUUGAAUGCAUGCUCACUUUCGAGUCCUUCAACUACAACAAGGUUAGUCCAAAGGACAACACUGAAGAACGAGGAAGUUGGCAGGAAGAAGUCUUCAUGCGAUGGGGAGACCCUCCGCUGACGCAGUUCAAAGACAUCGUCCUUCCUGAUUUCACCAUGAUCAACUAUAGCACUUCCUCUAAGUUUCAAGUUUGUGGAGAUUGAUGAAGGAGAAGAUUACUUUAGAAAAUUUGUAGCUUUACGCUGCCGGCUAUUGGAGCGAACUUACGGUGAAUUUUUUCUUUCGAAGAAGAUACGGGUGGUACUUAUUACAAGGUUUGUUUUUCAACUCUUCGACUGGAUUCUAAAAAUUUCCAUUAGGAAUGAAAUUGUAAAAAUUGAUUUUUUUUUUUAGUUUUCAGGUUUUGUCUUAUUGGAUUUUCCAAUAUCUCGAUUUGAAUUUUUUUUCUUUCAUAAUCAAGAAAAAAACUUUCAGGUUACAUUCCAACGUACAUGACGGUUUUCAUCUCGUGGAUUCCUUUCUACCUCGGUCCAAAAGCGAUUCCUGCCAGGACAAUGAUAGGUACACUUCCAGAGCUAGAAGCCAAAAAAGAAAGACGAAAUCGGUGUCCUUUUAAUUCCCCUAGGAAGAUGCCGCGAGAUUUUGAGCCUUCAAGUAGAGGAAAGUGCAUUUUGUUGUCCACGCCGCCAUAAAUCCUGUUGCAAAUGCGGGGGUAAUUCGAUUGGGGCGUCUGAAUCGUGGCAAGACGCCUGCCGGGGCGAGUAAUUGAAGCAGGCUAACACGUCGAGCCAAGUCGCGUCGAGCUCUCAGAGCAGUCAGUACGAUUGACCUGCGAGCAACAGUCACAGCCAUGACGCUUGAUUUUAAAACAAAAUUCAAUUUUACAUGGAGAAGGUAGUUACAUCUAUUAAUCAAAAAUCGAUACUUCAAAUCGUAGAUGAUUAAACUGGGAGAUUUCAAGUUUUUUUCUGUGGAAAAUUCUAUUUUUGUUAGUUUUUUGCAUGGAAAUGUUUCUUUGCACACAGUUCAUAAAAAUUAUCGAUUAGCAUGUCCCCUAUAGGGGCCACUAACUAAAACCCUUAUACGAGCCAAUUUUGCAACUUUUAGUGUAAAGUGGUCUCCUCAGGUUCUCCCUAUAGGACCACUCUGGAGUUCCUAAGAGGUUAAAAAUUAAAUUUUCUGCUUUUAAUCAAGAAAUCUUCUCUUCUCACAGAUAAGAACUUUCAUGAAUUUUCUUUGUUAUGAGUUUUCAACCCACUAUGAGCAUUUUGUUUUCAAAUCGUUUCAUAUUCUACUUUAUAUUUACGUUUUGCUAAGAAGUUUUCAAAACUCCCGGAAAAGGUAAUUCUAUUCAAAACUUUCUGCAUUUUCCAUGACUUCCCUCAAACAAAAAAAAACGACAUACUAGGGAUUUAAAGCACACAUCCGUUAUCUACGGGACUUUUUAAUUAUGGAGACAGGAAGCAAUAGAAAAGCCUCAUCUGUUGCGACGUAUUCCUGUGUCAACCGUGGGAAACACAAAAUCCUAAAACAUCCACUGCUAGAAUUCGCGCAGAUAACAACAUUCCCUGCGCGAUUCCCAGCACAUCAAGAAGUUUUUGAGCAAAUCCAUGGGAUGUUUAUAACUGAAAUGAGCUUCCUUGUUUUCGAAAACUAUUCAUAUGUACCAUUAAAUUCUAUGAACAAAAAAUGCGCUUUUAAUUAUAUCAAAAAAGGAAAAGGAAAAAAUUAGAAAAAAAUAUAUUCUUGAGGCAGUUCAUAUCACUAGACAAAAUCAUAUUUUCCACAAAAAAACCCAUUUGAAAAGUUUUUCAAAUUCGACUCCUGAUCAACUAAUCCGAGAAUAAAUGAGGUUUCGUAUAAAAAAAAUUUUUCAGGAGCGGUAAUUCAAUCAUCUACAUUAAUAAGUCUCUCAGAAAAAUGAAAAAGAGGUAACCCAACAAGGGAGGUCAUUUAAGGCUUGGGAUGUGCUACAAACUUGCUCAAACACUCUUCAAAAAUCUGAAGAAAAGUGUGUCAUAGUCGCUACCUGCGCAAACUUCUAGUUAUCAAGAUAUGAUUUUUCAACUUUGCUUUUUUUAGGCCUAACUUGUCGACCUUCAAAAUUAAUUAUCUACAAACUAGAAGCUGGCAGAUUGCAACUUUAAUUGAUCUUCAUAUAAACCUUCAGAGAUCAUUUGAGCAAAACUGUAGAAAUUUCCAAGUCACAAAAUAAAAUCUUCCCGGGUAAUCAAUUUUUUGAAGGAGCGUUCGGUUUUGUUUUUCAGUGAGAAAACUUGUCUUGUAGGCGUCAACGCGCUGCUUGCCAUGACGUUUCAGUUCGGAAAUAUCAUUCGGAACUUGCCACGGGUCUCCUACGUCAAGGCAAUCGACGUCUGGAUGCUGAGGUUUUUUUACUUUUGUUUUAUACCGUUUUUUUGUUGACAGAAUUGGCGAUUUUAAGGUGAUCAAAGCGUAUCAAAAAAAUGGUGUUAUUAAAGUGCAAAUCAUUUUAAAGUGUUUCGGAAAGCUUUUUUUUUACUUUUUCCUCGACGCCAUCGUCAUUAUCUCCUAGGAAAAAAAAACCGAAUUAUCCGACAAAUUCACAAAAUUAAAUUUAACUCAAUCACUCUGAUGCAAAACAGAACACAUUGAGAAGAUGACUUUUCUUCGAUUUGAAGUUGAAAAAAUGAACCAAGCAAGUUUUCUUCUGAUUUAACGGAUAAUUCCAUUUCAGUGGGAUAUGCUUCGUUUUCGCAUCUUUGGUUGAACUAGCAACUAUCGGGUUCCUGAUGCGAAACGAAGGACGGCCAACUCUGGGGCGAGGAAGUACACGCAGGUACUUUUCCGGAAAGUACUUACAUAAAUUAUACUGUUUUGAACUACGUAACAGUUUUCUUUUUCUCUUCUUCCAGAUGGAAUCUCAGCAAGUCUUCUGCGGUCGGCGAUGCUCCUGUUCAAAAAUCUGCCUGCAUACAAUACUGUGAGAGGCUAGACAACUUUGCUCGUAUCGCGUUUCCUCGUGAGUUUCGAGAUUUAAACGAUAAAUUUUCUUGUUCAUAAAGGCAAAAAAAAAAACUUGCUUUCAGUUGUUUUUACCUGCUACAACCUUCUAUACUGGCUCGUCUACAUGAGAACUGCGCUGGAAGGAGCCCCGAUGUGA
Messenger RNA from Caenorhabditis auriculariae, 4628 nucleotides. The record is from the annotation of a GenBank genome assembly. Lineage: Eukaryota; Metazoa; Nematoda; Chromadorea; Rhabditida; Rhabditidae.